CGACCAAUACAAUACUAGGCAAUAGCCUAAAACCGUCCUAGGUAGGUAUCCGACACUGUCCGAUGUUCCGCCAGGGGUGGAGUGUCUGCUCACUGCAGUCCCAUAAUUCUAAUAAAACCACGGCCACCGCGUGAAUUUCAUCUUAUUCCUAUGAACUACCCGAUUGUCAGGAGAUAGGACAAAUAGUUUGCAUAGCUUCCCCGACAUCAAAGUCUUCCAGCUUCCCCUUGAGGUGUGCCCUGUUGCGGUCCGCUGUUGGUCUAUGUGCGCGAGCAAGAGUGACCCUUCCGUCCCGUCGGUGGGUGGCGAAAAGUGUGAAUGCCUCCCGCCAUGUACCACAUUGACCACGCGUCGUCACAGCAGGUAGCUAGUCAGGCCAAUACCUGCACAGUGGGGGAGCGUCACCAACAGCAUUCUCUAGACCUGCACGUCAUGCCGUCGUCUGCCAGUGGUAGUAGUGGUUAUCGCUGUGCCGAGCAGUCCCUACUUCACCACAGUGCUGAUGGUUAUGCGACUGGUCGGCACCAACAGCAACAACUACAGCAUCAAAGCUGUUUCCUUACUCCAGGCGACAUGACUAACUCUGUGGGACAAGCCACAGGUGUUGGAGAUGCUCAAAGCAGCAGACCGUCAGAUGGUGCAAGCACCUUGAGCCCAAAGCAAGAACUCACAAUGUCGCCCAUCAGCCUUGACGACCAGGAUUCGUCUAGAACCCAAUUGGUCUUAUCUGGUUUGGGCGGCGCGGCCGCUGACGAGGGUCCUGGUGAUCAGGAAGCGGUUGCAGACAGUACGACUAUGACUGGAUGCAGCGACGAGGCUAACUCUGAUGCAGCGUCGCCAGACCACCCCACCAAACCACAGUUCUCCUACAACGCCAUGAUCGUAAUGGCAAUACGCCAAUCUCAUAACAAGAAGAUCAGCCUACGUGGUAUCUAUGAUUUCAUCACUGGAAACUUCCCCUACUAUCGGCACAAACAAGGAUGGAAAAACAGCAUUCGACACAACCUAUCACUGAAUAAAUGCUUUGUCAAAGUUCCACGCCAGUAUGCUGACCCAGGCAAAGGAAACUACUGGAUGGUUGAUCCCCAUUAUGAAAACAUGGAGAUUGGUAGCACAUCAGGCAAAUUGUGCCGUAGACCGACCACAAGAAGAUCAUCUAUGCCCUCGUUGGGUUCGGAUGGUUCGUUAGAAUCACAGAGAGGUAGUUCGACAGUGCCGUAUUGUGCCCCCUGGCCAGUGCAGUAUAGAUCCUCCUGGCCAACUCCGCCGCCGCCCAACAGGACUACCUGCUUCCAUCCCUCCACCCCGCUCUCGCCCAGCUCCACCUCCUACCUGGGAUCCGAUAUGUCAUCAUACCCUACGUCACCGGUACGACAGCAUACAGCCAUGGUACCUCAGAGCAACAACUACUCCUCAUCAGCUUUGCGUGAUUAUACUGCCAACAGUCAACAGCUACAGCAACGACAACAGCUACCUGUGCAAGUACAUCCUGAGCGACAACAGCAUCACCACCACCACCACCCACAACAACAACAGCAACAACAAUACCACCACCACCAGCCGUCGCCACAGCAACAGGUCCCUACGUCUCAGCAGGCGGCAAUUGUUGCUGUACCGGGUCCGGGGCAAUGCGGCACAUUGGCAUCUCCAAGGCUUGGCCAGCCCACGACUGGUUUUGCAAACUAUCGAGCUGUGUACUCGACGUUCUUCCCGACCGCCGCUUGCAUAUCGUACCAUGUCGGUACUACGCCUGGAUCCUCUGCUCCUCCCGUUUACCCAGUUCUUGCCCAAGUACCAAACCCCAACUCCGCUUGAUCUCUGCCUCAGUGAAAGCAUUGUGGGCAGAAUCACGUUGAUCAUAGCAAGGAUCUCCAAUAGCCAGUCGAACACUUGGACGUACAUGGACUAAUGAUAAUUAUUAUGAGUAUAACAACGCUCCUUGUGGCUACAUACUCAGCCAGUAAUUACUUAUGUGCUAUUCUAAGACAAUCACCAAGUAAUACAAUGACUAAUUUCAAAUGUCAGAAUACAAUGGACUCCGAUAAACAGUAACUAAGUCUAACAUUGUUUCAGUAAGGGCAUGCCAGAAGCGUACCCCUUAUAACGCUUAUGAUCUAGGGUCAUACUUUUCCUUCCCUAUAAUCGUUUUUAUGUUCUACAUUUUCUAAACUAAAGGUACUAUUUUAACAACAGGGCCAGGUCCUACAAAUUUACCCGCUUGCAAUUUUUUGCAGUGUUCCUUUCUAAGCAUGCUGUAAGGUUAACACGAUUCUAUGUACUUGUACUUGUACGAUCAGCUCUCUUACUCUAAUCAGAUACAUCUACAUGUCAAAACGUGUUGCUUGUGUAAUUAAUUCGUAGCAGAUAAAAUUGUCUCUAAUUAUUGUCAAGAUACAUCAUGUACACAUCGCCUAUUCUGGGGGAUGAAUGCCUUCAACUACCAUUCGUACAUUUAUCAUCAAUACCUCGAAUUCACAUCGUGCUUUUGAUAU
Messenger RNA from Sycon ciliatum, 2492 nucleotides. Its product is annotated as forkhead box protein L2-like. Lineage: Eukaryota; Metazoa; Porifera; Calcarea; Leucosolenida; Sycettidae. Gene Ontology annotation, molecular function: DNA-binding transcription factor activity; sequence-specific double-stranded DNA binding. Gene Ontology annotation, cellular component: nucleus. The coding region runs from base 319 to 1815 and encodes 498 amino acids. The transcript has a single exon. The record is from RefSeq and is a predicted model, not a curated record. Gene Ontology annotation, biological process: regulation of transcription by RNA polymerase II.